GCACCGCUGGGACGUGGGCCGCGCGGGCGGGCGCAGUCCGGAGCCCGCAGGGUCGCGCCGGGCCCUCCCGGUCGUCUCGCGUCCCCGAGCGCCGCGCGCCCAGGGCGAUGGCCGUGCGCCCCGCGGGCCCCGCGGGCCCCGCGCGCCGCUGCCUGCUGGCGCUCGUGCUGUGCUGCGGCUGGGGGGCGCUGGCCACGGGGACCCCGAAGCCGGGCGCCGGCUGCCCGAGCCGCUGCCUGUGCUUCCGCAGCACCGUGCGCUGCAUGCAUCUGCUGCUGGAGGCCGUGCCCGCCGUGGCGCCGCAGACCUCCAUCCUGGAUCUGCGCUUUAACAGAAUCCGGGAGAUCCAGCCCGGGGCAUUCAGGAGGCUGAGAAACUUGAAUACGUUGCUUCUCAACAACAAUCAAAUCAAGAGCAUACCCAGCGGAUCAUUUGAAGACUUGGAGAAUUUAAAAUAUCUCUAUUUGUACAAGAAUGAGAUCCAGUCAAUUGACAGGCAAGCGUUUAAGGGACUUGCCUCUCUAGAACAACUAUACCUGCACUUUAAUCAGAUAGAAACUUUGGACCCAGAGUCAUUCCAACAUUUGCCGAAGCUGGAAAGGCUAUUUUUACAUAACAACCGAAUCACACAUUUGGUUCCAGGAACAUUCAGUCACUUGGAAUCCAUGAAGAGACUGAGACUGGACUCCAACGCGCUGCACUGCGACUGUGAAAUCCUGUGGCUGGCGGAUUUGCUGAAAACCUACGCCAAGUCCGGCAACGCACAGGCAGCCGCCACCUGUGAAUACCCACGACGUAUCCAGGGGCGCUCGGUGGCCACGAUCACCCCUGAAGAGCUGGACUGUGAAAGGCCCCGGAUCACAUCAGAGCCCCAGGAUGCAGAUGUCACCUCGGGGAACACUGUGUUUUUCACAUGCAGAGCAGAAGGCAACCCCAAACCCGAGAUCAUCUGGCUGCGAAACAACAACGAGCUGAGCAUGAACACAGAUUCCCGCCUCAACUUGCUGGAUGAUGGAACCCUGAUGAUCCAAAACACACAGGAGACAGACCAGGGGAUUUACCAGUGCAUGGCGAAAAAUGCCGCCGGGCAGGUGAAAACACAAGAAGUCACCCUCAGGUACUUUGGGUCUCCAGCCCGACCCGCUUUUGUAAUCCAGCCACAGAACACGGAGGUGCUGGUCGGCGAGAGUGUCACCCUGGAGUGCAGCGCCACAGGCCACCCCGUGCCGCGGAUCACCUGGACCAAAGGGGACCGCACGCCCCUGCCUGAGGACCCUCGCGUGAGCAUCACCCCCUCUGGCGGCCUGUACAUUCAGAACGUCCAGCAGGACGACAGUGGGGAGUACACGUGCUUCGCAUCCAACAGCCUGGACAGCAUCCACGCUGCGGCUCUGAUCAUCGUCCAGGCUCUUCCCCAGUUCACCGUGACCCCUGCGGACAGAGCUGUUAUCGAGGGCCAGACGGUCGAUUUCCAGUGUGAGGCCAAGGGCUACCCACAGCCGGUCAUAGCGUGGACCAAGGGAGGGAGCCAGCUGUCCGUGGACCGGCGACACCUCGUCCUCUCCUCGGGAACGCUCAGGAUCUCGGGUGUGGCGCUCCACGACCAGGGCCAGUACGAGUGCCAGGCUGUCAACAUCAUCGGCUCCCAGAGGGCUGUGGCCCACCUGACCGUGCAGCCCAGAGUUACCCCGGUGUUUGCCAGCACUCCGAGCGACAGGACGGUGGAGGUGGGCACCAACGUGCAGCUCCCCUGCAGUGCCCAGGGGGAGCCUGAGCCCGUCAUCACCUGGAACAAGGAUGGGGUUCAGGUGACGGAAAGCGGGAAGUUUCAUAUCAGCCCCGAGGGGUUCUUGACCAUCCACGACGUCGGGACCGCGGACGCAGGCCGCUACGAGUGUGUGGCCAGGAACACUAUCGGGCAGGCCUCCGUCAGCAUGGUGCUCAGCGUGAGCGUUCCUGACGUCAGCCGAAACGGGGACCCGUUUGUGGCCAAAUCGAUUGUUGAAGCAAUUGCGACUGUGGACAGAGCCAUAAACUCAACCCGCACACACCUGUUUGACAGCCGUCCCCGUUCUCCCAAUGACCUGCUGGCCUUGUUCCGGUACCCGAGGGACCCCUACACCGUGGAGCAGGCACGCGCGGGAGAGAUAUUUGAGCGGACGUUGCAGCUGAUUCAGGAGCACGUGCGGCACGGGCUGAUGGUCGACCUGAAUGGAACAAGUUACCACUACAACGACCUCGUGUCCCCCCAGUACCUGAGCCUCAUCGCCAACCUGUCCGGCUGCACGGCUCACCGGCGCGUGAACAACUGCUCGGACAUGUGCUUCCACCAGAAGUACCGCACGCACGACGGCACCUGCAACAAUCUGCAGCACCCCAUGUGGGGCGCCUCGCUGACCGCCUUCGAGCGCCUGCUGAAGGCCGUGUACGAGAACGGGUUCAACACCCCGCGGGGCAUUGACCCCGGUCGGCUGUACCACGGCCACGCGCUGCCCGUGCCUCGCUUGGUGUCCACGUCCCUGAUUGGGACCGAGACCGUCACGCCCGACGAGCAGUUCACGCACAUGCUCAUGCAGUGGGGCCAGUUUCUGGACCACGACCUGGACUCCACGGUGGUGGCCCUGAGCCAGGCUCGCUUCUCCGACGGACAGCACUGCAGCUCUGUGUGCAGCAACGACCCCCCCUGCUUCUCGGUCGCCGUGCCCCCCAACGACCCCCGCGUCAGGAACGGGGCUCGCUGCAUGUUCUUCGUGCGUUCCAGCCCCGUGUGCGGCAGCGGGAUGACGUCCCUCCUCAUGAACUCCGUGUACCCGCGGGAGCAGAUCAACCAGCUCACCUCCUACAUCGACGCCUCCAACGUGUACGGGAGCACGGAGCACGAGGCGCGCGCCAUCCGGGACCUGGCCAGCCACCGGGGGCUCCUGCGGCAGGGCAUCGUGCAGCGGUCGGGGAAGCCGCUGCUGCCCUUUGCCACCGGGCCACCCACGGAGUGCAUGCGGGAUGAGAACGAGAGCCCCAUCCCCUGCUUCCUGGCCGGGGACCACCGCGCCAACGAGCAGCUGGGCCUGACCAGCAUGCACACGCUGUGGUUCCGGGAGCACAACCGCGUGGCCGCCGAGCUGCUCUCCCUGAACCCGCACUGGGACGGGGACACCAUCUACCACGAGGCGAGGAAGAUCGUGGGCGCGCAGGUGCAGCACAUCACCUACCAGCACUGGCUGCCCAAGGUGCUGGGCGAGGUAGGCAUGAAGGCGCUGGGCGACUACCGCGGCUACGACCCGGGCGUCAAUGCCGGCAUCUUCAACGCCUUCGCCACGGCUGCCUUCAGGUUCGGCCACACGCUGGUCAACCCCGUGCUCUACCGGCUGGACGAGAACUUCGAGCCCAUCGUGCAGGGACACAUCCCCCUGCACAAAGCCUUCUUCUCUCCCUUCCGCAUUGUGAACGAGGGCGGCAUCGACCCGCUGCUCAGGGGCCUGUUCGGCGUGGCCGGGAAGAUGCGUGUCCCCUCGCAGCUGCUGAACACGGAGCUCACCGAGAGGCUCUUCUCCAUGGCCCACGCGGUGGCCCUGGACCUGGCCGCCAUCAACAUCCAGCGGGGCCGGGACCACGGCAUCCCGCCCUACCACGAAUACCGAGUGUACUGCAACCUGUCGUCCGCCCACACCUUUGAGGACCUGAAAAAUGAGAUCAAGAACCCCGAGAUCCGGGAGAAGCUGAGACGGUUAUACGGGUCCCCCCUCAACAUCGACUUAUUUCCUGCCCUCAUGGUAGAGGACUUGGUCCCUGGCAGCCGACUGGGACCGACCCUGAUGUGCCUGCUGAGUACACAGUUCAAGCGGCUGAGAGAUGGGGACAGGGAUCUGAGCUUCUGCUUCCUGGCUGUUUCCCCGCGCCUGCGCGGGGCCUCCGGGCGUCUGACCUUGCUCUCACUUGGAAACAGGCUGUGGUACGAGAGCCCGGGGGUGUUCUCCCCGGCGCAGCUGACACAGAUCAAGCAGACGUCGCUGGCCAGGAUUCUGUGCGACGACGCGGACAACAUCACGCGUGUGCAGAGGGACGUGUUCAGGGUGGCCGAGUUCCCCCACGGCUACAGCAGCUGCGACGACAUUCCCCGCGUGGACCUGCGCGUGUGGCAGGACUGCUGCGAAGACUGCCGGACCCGGGGACAGUUCAACGCGUUCUCGUAUCAUCUCCGAGGCAGGCGGUCCCUGGGGUUCAGCUACCAGGAGGACGGCCCCGCCGGGGGAGCAGGACCCGGGGGGACACCAAGCGUGGGGCAGCACAGAAAGCGCCCCGGCAAUGCCACGGCCGUGUCCCGCGAGCGUCCACAGGUUCCAGGGACGAACGACUUCAAGGACUUCGUUGUGGAAAUGCAGAAGACCAUCACGGACCUCAGAGAGCAGAUAAAGAGGCUGGAGGCCCGGCUCAGCGCCACAGACUGCACGGACGCAGACGGGGAGCCUCACGCCAACGGCGCCACGUGGAAGCAAGACGCGUGUACCACCUGCGAGUGCCGUGACGGGCAGGUCACGUGCUUUGUGGAAGCCUGCCAGCCUGCCGGUUGCCCAGCGCCCGUGAGAGCCCCCGGGGCCUGCUGUCCGGCCUGCCCGAGAGACGGCUCGGGGAAGAGGCCGUAGGCUCCACGAAGCCUUCGGCGCCCACGCAGGGCGUGUGGACGAGAGGGACCAUCGCCGCCCGGGACCCCUUCUGUCUCCGGAGGAGCACAGGUGCUUAGACCAGAGCGUUGGCGGAGGAGAAACCACGGACACACGUCCUGACUUCACGUUAGAUUCUCAGGUUUUUAUUUAAGUUUUUUUAAUGACAAAUUGGUGCUACUAGUAAAUGGCACGAUCCAGUUAUUUAGGCUCCUGGAUUCGUGUCCCUGGACGCUACUCGUCUCCCCAACCAAACGCUCGUCCCGCUGGGCUCCGACGCCUGGAGCUCGGCAGCCGCCCGCCGUGAGGGCGCGUCACGGAGCCGCCAGAAGGAAGCGCACUGCAGGGAGAGCGAGAUCAGGACUCGGCCGAUGGGCAGGCUGCUGGGGGAGCCGGCUGACGUCCGGGCGGCGGGUGCGGGCUCCCCGGCCCCGACCCGACACCAGCACGGAGCACACGGCCCCGCGGCUCAGCCCCCGCUCGCCGGCGACCUCCAGCACGUCUCCCGUGAGGACAUCCAGCCACGUCCAGAAACCACGGCUUGCGUGGCGCCGCCUGGGGUGGACCGAGUGUGGAACCCCCCUCCCCCCCAUUCCUACUCAACCCCGGGUGUGGUGCCCGCACGGAGGCCUCUCCCGACGGAGGUGUCGGUGUUGGCGACUUUCUGACUUCAGGUUGUGUAAGUGCCUUAAGGAAACAAUCAGUCCCUAUACCUCAUUUGUGUUUUCAAAGUGCAGGAUGUUUGACGAGAUUGCGCCCGUGUUUGCGGUGUUCGGGUGGCAGAGAAAUGCCUUCCACUGUGCGAAAGUCGUCUCCGAAUUCAGUGAAGAGCAACCAUCAUACCUCGUGGUCUCUCUUUUCAAUUGACCAGAAACCUCCUUCUUUGUUUUCAAUAUGAAGUGAUCUGUGUCCUCAGAAACGUGUCCCUGAACGUGCGGGCACCGUGGGAAGUGCCCCGAGGUCACAGGUGGUUUCGUAUGUGGGGGGCGCAUCCCGGGCUGGGGGGUCGGGGGCACCCCAUCCCUGGGGUGGCCAGGAGGCCGUCGGGCACGUCGUGAGCAGUUUUGAAGCCUGACCUGGGCCCGGCACGGCCUUCCUUCCGGAAGCAGGAGACCCCGGCUCUGUGACCAGCCGGCCCCAACCGCGGGAGGGAGUGCACAUCCCCGCCAUGAGCGUGUUCACAGCGGCUCUAAACACAGCCAACUUGACUUCUCAUCCUCGUCACGUUGAGUGGUAAAUACAAGCUGGUGUUCCGUGGGGCGUGGGACUGCCCCUGAGGGAUCAAGUCACUUUUAACACCCAACCCCUAGAACCGAUUUCUGUCGAGUAGAGAGCGGAGGACUGUCCACAGCGUGACAGUUGUGGAGGUUGCUCAGGUGUAGAACGACAGCGGACCCCACCCUCCGCCAGCGGCCGGCGUCUCCAGGCGCCUUGGUGGCGGAUUGUGGUUUUGCUUGGAGGCACAUGCACGUGGGCUAGAACGGGUGACUGGGACCGUGUCCUCUACCCGGAGGCGCGGCUGCCUGUGACUCGCGGUGCCUGUCUGGAACCGCAGCUGGAACGUGGAAUGUGGCGGGGCCACCGGAUCAAUCUCACGCGGAGCGUCCGAGCUGCGGGCGGGGUCCUGGGGCCCUCUCGGCAGCCACGGUGACGUGAGGCGAGUGUACAUAUUUAUUUACUUUCUGAUGUUGCCAACAGACAAGUGCCUUUUUACGUUCAUUGUAACCAGUUCAUACCAAAGAAACGUUUGCACUAUGUAACGAUGCCUUCAGUUCAAAUAAACGGGCCACGUUUUCAAACGGA
Acinonyx jubatus (cheetah) is the source of this 6461-nucleotide messenger RNA. RefSeq names its product peroxidasin (gene PXDN). Gene Ontology annotation, molecular function: heme binding; peroxidase activity; protein binding. The record is from RefSeq and is a predicted model, not a curated record. Gene Ontology annotation, biological process: response to oxidative stress. Lineage: Eukaryota; Metazoa; Chordata; Mammalia; Carnivora; Felidae.